CCCGUUAUUGUUAUUUGUUCAUUAUGGCGAUGCACGCCGGGCAGCUGAUCUCGGAGAAUAAACCGGAUCCUGACGAGAUAUUGCAGCUGCCAGAGGGAGAUGAGCAUUUACAUGGUGGAGAAAGAAGGAUUUAUUACGAACCGGAAUUACGUCAAGACAACACGGGGACGUUUACGAUUUGGCUAGAGGACCAUACUGCUGCUCACGCGCUACGAUCGGAAUUAUUGAGAAAUAGACAAGUGAAAUUCGCAGGGUAUAAGGUUCCUCAUCCGUUGGAGAAUAAACUGUUGAUGAGAGUUCAAGUUACUUCACAGACUACUCCAGUGGAAGCAAUGAAGGAGGCACUAAAGUCGUUGCGGUCAAAGGGAGACCAGUUGGAGAAGGAGUUUGAUCGUUCCUUGAAAGCGUAUCAAGGGAUAGCAGGAGCCGGGGCUGCUACUGUUGGUGCUGGGGGAGCACGUAUGGGCUUCUAA
This is a messenger RNA of Perkinsus marinus ATCC 50983, 473 nucleotides long. RefSeq names its product DNA-directed RNA polymerase II, putative. The transcript has 5 exons. The coding region runs from base 24 to 473 and encodes 149 amino acids. Gene Ontology annotation, biological process: transcription by RNA polymerase II. NCBI's taxonomy places the organism in Eukaryota, Perkinsozoa, Perkinsida, Perkinsidae. Gene Ontology annotation, cellular component: RNA polymerase II, core complex. The record is from RefSeq and is a predicted model, not a curated record. Gene Ontology annotation, molecular function: protein dimerization activity.